Scatophagus argus is the source of this 2020-nucleotide messenger RNA. RefSeq lists its product as uncharacterized. NCBI's taxonomy places the organism in Eukaryota, Metazoa, Chordata, Actinopteri, Scatophagidae. The transcript is spliced from 11 exons. Bases 93 to 1325 code for a protein of 410 amino acids. The record is from RefSeq and is a predicted model, not a curated record.
AUCUCCUUGGCAACCGAAUAACGAGCAGACGUUCGGCCAUGAUGAAAGUUUAUUUGUCAUGAUUUCACACCAAAGUAGAGUUAGCCACAGCCAUGUCCAGCAGCUUUGGGAGCGACAUCCACAGACUGCUGCUGGCUGCUGAAGCCGGUCAGAAGGCUGAUAUCCUGGCCUACUCCUCAGGUCAUCUGGGGCCCCGCAGCCUGGGCCAGAGUCAGCCUCACGUGGAGAAAAAGCAGUCUUUCUGGGGGAUGUCUCAUCGCCAAGGAGAAACUCCAAACCUUCUGACGCUCCAGCAGACACAGCAGAUGAAGGCACUGACUUAUGUAAAGAAGAAAGAAAUUAAAGAGUCCUCUUCAGCCUUAAUAGAGUCUGAAGUCUCAAGGUCAAGACAAGAUCAGGCUACUGAUUACUCAUCACAGAGAAGAGAAGAGGGGAAACAGCAAUUUUGCUCAAGCCACACUGACCAGGAAGGCCUGACCAAUGUAGACCAGCAAAAGAUGAAACAGAGGCUUAACAGGCAAGUCAUACCCAAGCAGGACCUUUUUGCUGGAAUAAAUGUUGCUGAAAAGCUUGAGAGGAAACUACAAAAGGAGCUGAAGAAGCUGUCAGCACAAAGCUGGCCCAGCAGAGACCGCCUUGUGGUGUUCAGUGACGUCUUUGAUGAUGUAUGUGAAGACUCGCCAGUAUUUGGACGCAUCCUGAGGGAAAUUAAGACAGAUUAUGAUUUGUAUGCCAACCACAUGAUGGAUUCCCACUCAUCACUGUAUGAUAUGUUGCAGACUACUCCACGCGAAGAGCUUGGCAAUGGUAAAGUAAGGCAUGUAGAGUUAGAGGAUGCUAAAAAAGAGGUUUUUCAGCUGGAGAAGGAGGCCAGAAGAGCUCUAGAGGAGAAUAAACGAGUCCGAGAAGAAUUACAGAAUGUUCCAGCUAGGAACAUUGGCCCAGAGGACAAUGACAUGAUGAAUACAUCUCUUUCAGCGCUGCAGGACAGAGAGGCUGCCAUCGGUUGCACUGGCAGCAUCCGGUCCAAGAGGCUUCUGGUCUUGAACAUGUGGAGGGAGAUUCAGCAGCUGGAGGAGGAGAUUGAGGAGAAGCUGGUGUCCAUUGCUACAACCACAGCCACAGAAAAGUGCAUCAAAGACCUAAAGACAGAGAUAAUGAGACUAAUAGCCUCAAAUGACCUUCUAAACACCACCAACAAGAAUCUGGAAAACAACAUCAACAGGGUGCUGAACAGAGAGAAAGCAAGCAAGGCUGUGAGACGGAUGUUGUGGGACGAGAUACACUGUGAUCAACAAACAGAAAGCGACAAGCUUCAUCAAUGAGUAAAUCAGAAGAUCAUCUGAUGAAAUGGAUGUUUCAAAGUUAAGAGCUAGAUAAAGUGCAAUUUUCAUCAAAAUGAAGGAAUAAUAAGUAGAGUCGCGUCUUUGACAACCAACAAGUAACAUAUUAUGAAAUUACCUUGUCACUGUCAUAGCUCUUCAGUUUAAUACACAUCAAAAAAAAUCUCUUCACCAGAAAUGACACUAUAGAUCAUCAGCUCAAAACUUCUGUCAAUAUCACCAAGCAAUAACGCAAUGUAAAAAUAUGCCUGUAUACUGUAUGUCCUGCAUUCAAAUUUAAGUACGGGUACAGAAGUUGGGAAUAUUGGGUUCUCUAUAUUACAAUUUAAUUAAAGACUUUGGCUAGACCUGCUCUAAUUGGAAAGUUUCAUGAGAUAACUUUUGUUGUGAAUUGGCGCUAUAUAAAUAAACUGAAUUGAAUUUAAUAGAAGUAUCAACAGGAUUACAUACAUGAGAUUAAUAAAAAUAAAAUUAAGUAAAGGUACUCUGGUGGACUGACCCCUUUAAAAGUGUUAUAUGUCUAUAGAUAUUUUACUCUUUGACUGAAGCUAAUAUUAGCUGCUUUAAGUACUAGCCUGCCUGGAGUUUGCCAAAAGGCACCAGAAGGACUCUCAGACCACGAGAAACAAAAUUCUCUGGUCUGAUUAAACAAAAAUUGAACUCUUUGGCAUGAAUGA